Messenger RNA from Ipomoea nil (Japanese morning glory), 1659 nucleotides. Its product is annotated as protein FAR1-RELATED SEQUENCE 5-like. Bases 1 to 1659 code for a protein of 552 amino acids. The transcript has 2 exons. The record is from RefSeq and is a predicted model, not a curated record. Lineage: Eukaryota; Viridiplantae; Streptophyta; Magnoliopsida; Solanales; Convolvulaceae. Gene Ontology annotation, biological process: regulation of DNA-templated transcription.
AUGGUAGUAUUACCCGAUGGAACGAAGCAAUGGUUACCGAACUGCAAAAGCGAAAACACCCCAUACAUUGGGCAAGAAUUUGCAUCACUAGAAAACGGAGUAGACUUCUAUGGGGCAUACGCAGCCAUCGCCAGAUACGAUAUCCGACACGGGACGAAGCGAUGGAACAGGGCAGGGGCAGUCCAUAUAAAAUAUAUUUUAUGCUCACGGGAAGGAUACAAGCCCAAAAAGAUGAGUAGUAGCAACAAAGGAACCACCACCUCACCGAAGAAAAGGCGCCGGCUAUCAACUCGUGUUGGUUGUAAUGCCCGAAUCGGGUUCACAAGGCACAAAAGCGGUAGCUACACAAUCCAUGCACUUGAGCUAUGGCACACACACUACCUAUGCUCUGACAUUGGGAGGCCAUUUCUUAAAAUAAAUAGGAAGCUAGAUAUUGGACACAAAAUAUUCGUAGCAAACUGUGCAAGGGCAAACAUUGGUUCCACAAAAUCAUGGAGGCUAUACAAGGAAAUGGUUGGAAGUUUUUCAGAUAUAGGAGCAACAUCCACCGAUUUCUGCAAUUUUAGAAGGGACUUGUUGGCAUAUAUUGCUGGAGCAGAUGCACAGAUGGUAGUAGAAGACAUAUACAAAAAUAAAGAGAUGGAACCAGACUUCUACUUUGAUUUUGAUCUCAACGAAGACAUGGAGCUAUGCAAGCUUUUUUGGGCAGACACGAUAUCCCGGAAGAAUUAUGCAUGUUUUGGCGAUGUGAUGUCAUUCGACGCAACUUACAGCACAAACAGAUACAAGCUCGUAUUUGUACCGUUUACAGGAGUCGACAACCAUAAACAGAGCAUUACAUUUGGGGCAGGCCUCAUUGCAAGAGAGGACGUGGAGUCGUACGAGUGGCUAUUAAAAAACUUCAAAACCGCGAUGGGCUAUACACCAAGAUGUGUUAUUACAGAUCAAGACCCUGCAUUAAAGGUCGCAAUACCUAACAUUAUGCCGGAAACAAGGCACCGAUUCUGUAUGUGGCACAUCAUGGAAAAAGUGGGGGACAAGGUAGGGAAUGCACUAGCAAAAAACAUGGAGUUUAGGAAGGCACUGAACAAUGCAGUAUGGGACGAAACUUUAAGUGUAACUGCAUUCGAAUUGAAAUGGGAAGAGGUAAUGCAGGGGUACAACCUUGUUCAACACCGGUGGUUUGAUCAAAUGUACAAAGCCCGUGCAUCAUGGAUACCUGCAUAUUUCCAAGAUAUAUUCAUGGGGGGACUACUCAAAACAACAUCACGGUCAGAAUCAGAGAACAGUUAUUUUGGCAAAUUCACCAAUCACCACAACAGCUUGGUAGAGUUCAUAAUGCAAUACAACCGCGCCACCGGAGAACAAAGGUACCACCAAAAACAGCUGAACGCCGAGGGCGAAAGUUCAUUCCCUGAAACCAAAACCCCAUUGGCCAUAGAACGCCAAGCUACUGCAAUGUACACCAAAAACAUAUUCUACGACUUCCAGGAAGAAAUAUGGGAAGGAAGCUUCACAUGCAAAAUCACAUGCAAGAUAAAUGAUGAUGGGGGUUACAAGUACACUGUUCAUGAAACGGGGGGAAAUAUAUUUGAGGUAACGCACGAAGAAUCUACUAAAAGAACAGAAUGCAAUUGUAACAAAUUCAACAGAGUAUGA